GGAGUCCUGCGCGUUGGGGCUUUCGGAAAGGCCGCGCCGCGCGGACUCGGGGGACCCGCGAUUGCUGUGACCCAGGAGGGGCCCUCUUGCCGGUUCUCAGCGCGCGGAGGUCCCUCACGUCCUGACGUGCGAGUCUUCCACCCCCUGUGUGUCCUGGGGUUAGCGGCGCCUGGUCUGUUCUUGUACAACAGCCCUGUCACUGCAGCCGUCGAGAAAGGGUGUGCCAGGAGAUGGAAUGCGGCCACUGCUUUCGGGAUCAGGAAUAAAGGGAGAGGUUUGGAGCUCUGAGCUCCUGCAUACCCGUGGUCUCAUGUGCUGUCUGUCCGGGACAGAUCUCGCCCUUUCCCCAAACACUCCUGAUGCCUCAUUUACCUCUGACCGCUUUUCUUCGACCGUCGCUUUGGGGGCUGAGGCCCUCGCGGAGUCUUCCCAGGCCCCCUUCCCUCUCUACACAGUCAGAGCCCCAUGGAUCACCCAUCUCCCAAAGAAACCGAGAGGCCAAACAGAAGCGCCUGCGCGAGAAGCAGGCGGCGCUGCAGGCUGGAAUAGCCCGGCAGAGCAAGUCACCUGCAGAAACCAGGAAGACCUGGAGUCCCAAGGAGAUAGUGUUAUAUGAAAUUCCCACGGAACCUGGUGAAAAGAAAGAUGUCUCUGGGCCCGUACCUCCUGCUUACAGCCCCCAGUAUGUGGAAGCUGCUUGGUACCAGUGGUGGGUACGAGAAGGCUUCUUCAAACCAGAGUAUCAGGCGCGACUGCCCCAUGCUACAGGGGAGACAUUUUCCAUGUGUAUCCCACCUCCCAAUGUCACAGGUUCCUUGCACAUUGGCCAUGCACUCACUGUGGCCAUCCAGGACGCCCUUGUGCGCUGGCACCGGAUGCGUGGGGAUCAAGUGCUGUGGGUCCCUGGCUCAGAUCAUGCAGGAAUUGCUACACAGGCUGUAGUGGAGAAACAACUGUGGAAGGAGCGGGGAGUGAGGAGACACGAGCUGAGCCAGGAGGAGUUCCUUAGGGCCGUGUGGCAGUGGAAGGAGACGAAAGGAGGCGAGAUUUGUGAGCAGCUGCGUGCCCUGGGCUCCUCCCUGGACUGGGACCGGGAGUGUUUCACCAUGGAUGAGGGCUCCUCAGUGGCUGUGACUGAAGCUUUUGUGCGACUCUACAACGAGGGCUUGCUGUACCGCCACCGUCAGCUUGUCAACUGGUCGUGUGCUUUAAGAUCCGCCAUCUCGGAUGUUGAGGUGGAGAGCCGGCCCCUGUCCGGGCGCACAGAGCUCCAGCUGCCAGGCUGCCCUAGCCCUGUGUCUUUCGGGCUCCUCAUUUCUGUCGCCUUUCCGGUGGAUGGAGAGCCUGAUGCAGAAGUUGUGGUGGGAACCACAAGGCCGGAGACACUGCCCGGAGACGUGGCCGUGGCCGUUCACCCCAAUGACUCCCGAUACGCGCAUCUCCACGGGCGGCAGCUUCGCCACCCCUUGACAGGGCAGCUUCUGCCCCUUAUCACGGACACUGCUGUGCGGCCAGAUGUGGGCACAGGGGCAGUGAAGGUGACCCCAGCUCACAGUCCCGCAGACGCCCAGAUGGCGGCCCGACACGGCUUGAGCCUCCUCAGUGUCAUUGGGGAGGACGGGACCAUGGUGUCGCCUUGUGGGGACUGGCUGCAGGGUGUUCACCGGUUUGUGGCCCGCGAGAAGAUUGUGUCGGCCCUCAGGGAGCGGGGCCUGCUCCGGGGCGUCCAGGACCACCCCAUGGUGCUGCCCAUCUGCAGCCGCUCUGGGGAUGUGGUUGAAUACCUGCUGAAGAGCCAGUGGUUUGUCCGCUGCCAGGAAAUGGGGGACCGAGCUGCCAAGGCUGUGGCAUCAGGGGCCCUGGAGCUCUGUCCCUCUUUCCACCAGAAGAGCUGGCAGCACUGGUUUGCCCACAUCGGGGACUGGUGCGUCUCUCGGCAGCUGUGGUGGGGCCAUCGGAUUCCGGCCUACCUGGUCGUCGGGGAGCACUUGGAGGAUAACGGGGAGGAGUGUUGGGUGGUCGGGCGGUCGGAGGCCGAGGCCAGAGAGGCGGCAGCAGCACGGACCGGAAGGCCAGGAGCCAAGCUGACCCUGCAGAGGGACCCGGAUGUCCUGGACACAUGGUUCUCCUCGGCUCUUUUCCCCUUCUCUGCCCUGGGCUGGCCCCGAGAGACCUCAGACCUUGCUCGUUUCUACCCCCUGUCACUUCUGGAGACGGGCAGUGACCUCCUGCUGUUCUGGGUGGGCCGCAUGGUCAUGCUGGGGACCCAGCUCACGGGCCAGCUCCCCUUCAGCAAGGUGCUCCUUCACUCCAUGGUUCGGGACGGGCAGGGCCGGAAGAUGAGCAAGUCGCUGGGGAAUGUCCUGGACCCGAGGGACAUCAUCCAUGGGGUGGGGCUGCAGGAGCUGCAGGCGAAGCUGAGGGCUGGGAACCUGGACCCCACGGAGCUGGCCAUUGCGGCGGCAGCACAGAAAAAGGACUUUCCUCACGGGAUCCCUGAGUGCGGGACAGACGCCCUGAGAUUCACACUGUGCUCCCACGGGGUGCAGGGGGGCGACCUGCACCUCUCUGUCCCUGAGGUCCUGAGCUGCCGCCGGUUCUGCAACAAGAUCUGGAAUGCCCUGCGCUUUAUCCUCGGCGCCCUGGGGGAGAGUUUUGUUCCCUGCCCCUCAGAGGAGCUCUCCCCUUCCUCGCUGGUGGACGCCUGGAUCCUGAGCUGCCUGGCCCUGGCUGCCCAAGAGUGCGAGCGCGGCUUCCUCACCCAGGAGCUCUCCCUGGUCACCCACACCCUGCACCACUUCUGGCUGCACAACCUCUGCGACGUCUACCUGGAGGCUGUGAAGCCGGUGCUGGCCCGUGUGCCCUGCCCGCCAGGGCCUCCUCAGGUCCUCUUCUACUGUGCAGACAUCGGGCUCCGCCUCCUCAGCCCGGUGAUGCCCUUCCUGACCGAAGAGCUCUGGCAGAGGCUGCCCCGCAGGCCCGGGGUGCCCCCCGCCCCCAGUGUCUGUGUCGCCCCCUACCCCAGUGCCCGAAGCCUGGAGCACUGGCGCCAGCCUGAGCUGGAGCGGGGCUUCUCCCAGGUCCAGGAGGCUGUGCAGGUGCUGCGGGCUCUCCGAGCCACCUACCAGCUCGCCAGAGCCCGGCCCCGAGUGCUGCUACAGAGCUUGGAGCCAGAUGAGCAGGACCUCUUCCAGGCCUUCCUGGAGCCCCUGGGCACCCUGGGCCACUGUGGGGCUGUGAGCCUCCUGCCGCCAGGUGCAGCAGCUCCUUCCGGCUGGGCCCAGGCCCCUGUCAGUGACACCAUUCGGGUCUACAUGGAGAUACAGGGCCUGGUAGACCCCCAGGCCCAGCUACCUCUGCUGGCUGCCCGAAGGCACAAGUUGCAGAAGCAGCUUGACGGCCUCAUGGCCCGGACUCCAUCAGAAGGGGAGGCAGAGACCCAGAGGCAGCAGAGGCUGUCCUCCCUCCGGCUGGAGUUGUCGAAGCUGGAUCAGGCGGCCUCUCACCUCAGGCAGCUGGUGGAUGGGUCUCCCUGCUCCCCGGAGCGCUGAGCUCUAACUCAACCUGUCUGUGCGGACAGUGAGUGUCGGCUGUCAGGGUGCGACGUGAGCUCGGGGACCGCAGGACUGUGGUCCGCCUGCCUUGUUUGUAGGUGAGGAAGCUCGCCUAUGGGAUGGGUCACUGAUGGUGGCCUCGAGAUGCACAUGUUACCUCCCCGCCUCCUCCCUGUGUGGUCCCGUCUGAGAUUCAGAUAAACUUAAGAUCCCAAGCACGUCUGCAUGUGGUCUUUUAUUGUGCUUUCCAUUAGUGGUGACUUUCUUGUCUCUGCAUUGUGCAGGGGGUGGGGUUUGGUCUGGGAAAGGAGGGAGUCUGCCUGUCAGCUUCAGGGUCUGGGCCACGUGGCAUCGUGGGUGCUGGGCUCUGGCUGCCUCACGCUUUCGAGUGGUGGGGCAGGGCAGGGGCUGCUGUUUCCACCUGCUUUGCAGUCUUGCAAUGCCCUGACAGCUUAGACCCUUCCUCCUCCUCACCAGAUGCAAGGCUCUCUCUGCUCCUAAACCUACCCAUAGAGAUGCCAAGAAAGGGCUGCAGGCCAUGCUGGGAAUGAUGUGGGCCACUGUGACCUGAGACCCAAGCGUCAGAGGUGCGCACUGGCCGAGUUACCUUACCCCAAACCCCUCUUCUCAUCUCGGUGGCACGCAGGACCCCAUCUUUGACACCCAAGUACAGAUGUGACUGUGUAUGGUGAGCUUGUCCCGAGUUGUCCUCCAUCCGUGGUCAGAUGUGCAUGGGCCUCGCAAAGUGAGUGUUUGCCCCAUUUUGGGGGGGAAGAAAUGUGCUCAGAAUGGAAGUAACUGCGAGGCCUCAGUGGGGAGUUAACCUAGUAACUAACUUCAGUCCUUUAUGGCUGUUGUAAGCAAACUUCAUAGUAGUCGUGGCUUUGACUAGGUGGCUCUUUCUGUGGCUGGGCGUGAACAGUAAUAGGCUGUGUGACAAUGGGCCCCCACACCUUUUAACGUGUUCACAACGGAGCUGUAAUUCAUAUGUCUUACUGCCAGGCAUCUCUGAUUUGAGCAUGUCCUGUCCACACUGACUUGAACCACCAGUGGGACAUGCAUGAAACUGCCCCAUUGGAUGGUGUAAGCCGGCAGGACAUGUUAAUUUUUCUUUCCAAUCUGAUGUACUUCCUGACUUUGGGUCAUCCAGUAUCUGCUCCAGUCUCCACCACUGGGUCUACACUUUUAUCCACGGGGAAGAAGAUUAAGAAGGGGUUAGGCGCUUUCCUGUUUCUUUUUCCUGGGUCCAGUGAGUAUUUCUUGAGCACCUACUCUGUGCUGGGUCCUCUUCUGGACACUUGGAUUCAUCAGUGAAGGAAACAAAGAUUUCUGCCCUUGUUCUUUCAUCCCACCAGGGGCAGUUAGAAUGGAGCAGUGCACGCAAGUAAGUUAUAUAGUAUGCUUGGAAGUCAUAAAUGGGAUAGAACAAGGUAAGGGUGUGUGUGUGUGUGUGUGUUGGGCAGGUUGUAUUAUUGGGGAUCUGUGUAGAUCCUGUAGAGUGAGAUUUGAGCAAGGACUUGUGGGAGGUGCAGGAAUUUGCUGUAUGGCUGUUGAGAAAAACCUUCCAGAUGAAAUGAAAAGCCAGAGCAACACAAAGAUGGGGACAUUCCCAGGAUUCUUAGAGCAGCAAGGAGGCCACUGCGCAGGGCAGAGCAUGUGAAGGGGCGUCUCGGGAGGUGAAGCCAGCGAGCUGGGGGUGCAGUGGGGAGGAGGGAAGCACCUUUGGGCUGUACUGGUUGACUGCUUAAAGCCAUUAAAAUGAAGUAACAGGAAACAUUGAGCUCCUCACCCAUACUGGCCACAUUUCAAGCGUUGACAACCGUACAUGUGUAGUGGCUGCCACGUUAGUCAGCACGGUUAUAAAACAUUGCUAUCAUCCAGAAAUUCUGUUGGAAAGUGUCGUGGGCUGUUUUAAGAACUGGAUUCCCUCUGAAGCAGAAGCGCCUUCCCAUUCAAGGGUUAUCACCAGGAAAUUUCACACAGAGCCUAGUUGCUUGUCCACACCUAGCUGCAAGGGAGCCGUGAAAUGUGAGAGGAUGAGCUGUACGCCCAGCCGAAAUGUUCACGACUCAAGAGAAGAGAAUGGCUAUUGGGGGUCGAUGAGCCCUUCUGCCACCCUGAGCUCUUGUGCUGCUCUCAGCCCUGUCUUGGCUCAGGGAAAACAGUUCUUGGAGAAUGGUUUGGAAGCCACACUCUGGGAUCACAAGUACUAAGCUCUAGGGGCCAGGCUGAGGAGCAGUUUGUUUUCUGCUCCUCCAAGCUUUUGGGGAUUCAGACAUCCAGUC
Messenger RNA from Fukomys damarensis (Damara mole-rat), 5839 nucleotides. RefSeq names its product valyl-tRNA synthetase 2, mitochondrial (gene Vars2). The transcript has 29 exons. NCBI's taxonomy places the organism in Eukaryota, Metazoa, Chordata, Mammalia, Rodentia, Bathyergidae. Bases 360 to 3551 code for a protein of 1063 amino acids. The record is from RefSeq and is a predicted model, not a curated record. Gene Ontology annotation, molecular function: aminoacyl-tRNA deacylase activity; valine-tRNA ligase activity; ATP binding. Gene Ontology annotation, cellular component: cytosol. Gene Ontology annotation, biological process: valyl-tRNA aminoacylation.